Messenger RNA from Echinococcus granulosus, 1137 nucleotides. RefSeq lists its product as hypothetical. Gene Ontology annotation, biological process: ribosomal large subunit biogenesis; ribosomal large subunit export from nucleus. Gene Ontology annotation, cellular component: nucleolus. The coding region runs from base 1 to 1137 and encodes 378 amino acids. The record is from RefSeq and is a predicted model, not a curated record. The transcript is spliced from 5 exons. NCBI's taxonomy places the organism in Eukaryota, Metazoa, Platyhelminthes, Cestoda, Cyclophyllidea, Taeniidae.
AUGAAUUUCGUUGCCUUCAUCAAUAAGGCGAUUCUCCCACUUGUACGCACCAUCACCGACAACUUUGUGACUGAUCGAGCGUCAGCGGAGGCUAUCACUGUGGGUCUGAACACUAUCCGUGAGAUCUGCGCCCGCUGUCCCUACGCUGUGGACGAGGAUUUGCUCUCUGAUCUCGUUGGAUAUAAGUCCUAUCGCAACAAAAAUGUGGUUGCGGCUGCGCGAUCCCUUAUCCGGUUGUAUAGACGGGUAAACCCCUCACUGCUUCCAAAGCGCGAGGUGGGUCGUCCGACGGAGGCGGUAAAGGAGGCCCUAAGUGUGGACAAUGCAGAUACCGACGCCCUGGCAGCAAGCAAUGGGCCGGCACGUGUCUUCGGCAAGAAGUGCGUUGCGACUAGCAUUGUAGGUGCCGAGGUUCUCAUAGAAGCCGUUACUUCCGACACCGGCGAUGGUGAGCGCCCCAGGAAGAGACGCAGAGUUGAAAGAAACUUGGAAAGGGUUCUUGAGUCUGCGGACGAUGUUGGUGACGAAGGAGGGACGAGGAGGGAAGGGCUGGGGCCGAACACUGAGAUCGGAGAAAACUCCAUUUCGAAAUGUCCGAGUGAUGACGAUGCCGAUAGCAUUUCUACUGUUGAAGAGGAAGGCGGGCGGGAUGUUGAAGCUGGUGGCGAUGAAGACCUGGAGGAGCGAAAGGGGGCGACGAACAAGGCUUCCAAUGCAGAAGAAAACAAGUUGGUUAGAACUAAACCGGCCAAAAAUGUAGCGCUUGAGGAGAUCCUCGCCACUCGUGUUCUCACCGAUGAGGAUUUUGAGGCCAUCCGCAAGCGACAGGCUGAAAAACAGACCCUCUUCGCCGCUGCUGGUGGUCGAAAGAGGAAGCGGGGCGAGGAGGUGGUGAUCGAGGAAGAACUUUUCGGAGGUUAUGCUGAUGACAGUGACGAUGCGGAUAGUGAUAAAGAAGUAAAUCCGGAGGAGGUGCAUGGUCUUGUGUCAAUGCGAAACAUUACUAAACUCGUCAAGAGGCCCCACUCCACUAAGGCAGAUCGUAUGGACACCGUCGCAGAGGGUCGAGAGGGCCGUAAGAAGUACGGAUUCCAGCUUGUCAACGACAAAAAAUGGUUCCUUGUGAUGAACAAGUGA